AUGAUGAAGAAGUUAGAAACAGUCUGUAGAACCUUUCUACAGACUAGAGGAACAAAUGCUUCAAAAAAAGCUUUGCUAUCAUGGGACAAAGUAUGCUCUCCGAAAAAGAUUGCUGGUGGAUAUAAUGUAAUGGAUAAAACUGGAAUUUGCAAACUACUAUGGAAUCUGUAUAAGAAGAAAGACAAAUUGUGGGUUCAGUGGAUUCAUUUGUAUUAUGGGAAGAAGCAAAAAGUGUGGGAAACCAAUCCAAGCAAUGCAUUGUGGAUAGUUCAGAAAAUCAGCAGGGGUCGAUAUGAAGGAACUGGCAGAAUGGAACUACUUCUCUAUCAAGAAGUGGUACAAAGGCAUGCGAGGACAAUAUCAAAAAGUAUCGUGGAAGAUAUUAACGUGCAACAAUUUAGGGGCUCCAAAGUGGAUCUUUGUGCUAAAUCUAGCUCUGCAAAACAGACUCCUUACAAGAAAGUUACUGGAAGUAUAUGGAGCAAGUUGCUACAUUGGCAAGGCAUAACAAGAUCUUCGAUGGAGUGGCAAAGGGAGGUACAAUGGGAUAAAGACAAAUCAACAGGAAACAAUGCAAAAGCUCGAGUAUAUAGACUGACUUUGGUAUGUGCAGUACAUCAUAUAUGGAAUGAAAGAAACAAGAGAUUAUUCCAAGAAGAGCAGAAGACAAUGGAAGUGAUAGUUAGACAAAUUAUACAAGAAGUUGCAAAUAAGGGAUCAAGAAUCAGAAAGUUAGAGAAGACAAUGGAAGAAAUGAAUUUCUAUCCUUAG
Nicotiana tabacum (common tobacco) is the source of this 771-nucleotide messenger RNA. RefSeq lists its product as uncharacterized. The record is from RefSeq and is a predicted model, not a curated record. Lineage: Eukaryota; Viridiplantae; Streptophyta; Magnoliopsida; Solanales; Solanaceae.